GAACUUCUAACCAGGCCAACGACAUCACCAGGAAAAACUCAAGCUUCUGCAAUGCCACUUUCAAAUGAAAACCUAGGGGAGUCAGGCGAGGAUCCUUGUGACGUAGAGGAGAACUUUUCUACCAAACAACUGUUUUCAUUUGCCUGGCAAAUAGCUAAAGGAAUGGUAAUUAUCUUGUUUUCUGGAUAAUGCUGCUGGGAUUCUGAUACUGAGAAUAACUUGGAAAGAAGAAUUCAAAAGUCUAUAUUUUAUAAACAUGAAAUAGAUGGGAUAAAUAUAUUGGCUGUUUUUCUAGAUAUGAGUACAUUAAAAUGGCUUAUAUGGAAAAAAUUCUUUUUGGUGGACCCAGUUUUGGCUAAAUUCGUUUCGUUAUGCAUCUAAACGUAAAUAUUUGAAUCAGAUCAGUGCCGAUAUUUACUUUUCAUUUGUACUUUUUCAUCUAUACUUCACUACUUAGUGUUCCGCGUACCCCCGUUAUGAUGUUUUAAGAUCAUUUUAAUAGUUUUUUCGUUGCUUAUUUGUUAUUAGAAUCAUCUCGCCGAAAACAAUCUUGUUCACAGAGAUCUUGCUGCCCGUAAUGUUCUUGUUGGCCAUGACAACCAGAUCAAAGUGUCAGACUUUGGGUUGAUG
Porites evermanni is the source of this 630-nucleotide messenger RNA. NCBI's taxonomy places the organism in Eukaryota, Metazoa, Cnidaria, Anthozoa, Scleractinia, Poritidae. The record is from the annotation of a GenBank genome assembly.